Messenger RNA from Wallemia mellicola CBS 633.66, 975 nucleotides. RefSeq lists its product as hypothetical. Gene Ontology annotation, cellular component: late endosome; fungal-type vacuole membrane; vacuole. Gene Ontology annotation, molecular function: GTP binding; GTPase activity. The coding region runs from base 148 to 774 and encodes 208 amino acids. The transcript has 5 exons. The record is from RefSeq and is a predicted model, not a curated record. NCBI's taxonomy places the organism in Eukaryota, Fungi, Basidiomycota, Wallemiomycetes, Wallemiales, Wallemiaceae. Gene Ontology annotation, biological process: regulation of vacuole fusion, non-autophagic.
AGAACAGGGGGAUAGUAAAAGAGCUACUAACAAUUAUCUGCGUAUGAUUCAUUAAUACGUUGUUUACUAUCCCUUUCUAAUAAAUUUCUUCGUAAUUCCUCUGUCCAAGAUUCGAUCAUCGCUGUUAACGAAGUACAACGAUUAGAAAUGCCUGCACCAAAGAAAACAGUACUUUUAAAGGUUAUUAUCCUUGGUGACUCCGGCGUUGGUAAAACGUCUUUAAUGAAUCAAUACGUUAAUAAACGCUUCUCAAAUCAAUAUAAAGCUACUAUUGGCGCAGAUUUCCUUACAAAGGAGGUCGUAGUCGAUGAUCGUGUAGUUACUAUGCAGUUAUGGGAUACUGCAGGUCAAGAAAGGUUUCAAUCACUUGGAGUAGCUUUCUAUCGUGGUGCAGACUGUUGCGUAUUAGUUUACGAUGUCAAUAACGCAAAAUCAUUUGAAACUUUAGAUAGCUGGAGAGAUGAAUUCCUUAUACAAGCAUCACCUCAAGACCCUGUUAAUUUCCCAUUCGUCGUUUUAGGUAAUAAGAUCGAUAUGGAGGAUUCAAAGAGAGCCGUAUCACAGAAGAAAGCAACAAGUUGGUGUCAAUCUAAAGGUAACAUCCCUUACUUUGAAACGUCCGCAAAGGAAGCUAUAAACGUUGAACAAGCUUUCCAAACUAUCGCACGCAACGCACUCGUACAAGAAGCUGAAGUUGAGUUGUACGCUAACUACCCAGAUCCUAUUCGUAUCGAUCAGGAAUCUUCACAAUCUUACGGUGGAUGUGAAUGUUAAAAUUAUGAUGCAAUCUGCAUUUGGAUUCUUUGCGUCUAGUUUAGAACGGACGUUUAAUUAGUUUUAUUCAUUCAUUCUCAUUUUCUCUCUCUCUCUCUCUCUCUCUCUCUUCUCUUUACACUCUCACCAACAAUCGACAUCCUUUUAAUUUCUAUAUCUUCCUUUUGUACAUAGUUAUAGUAUAUAAAAUAUAUAUAGCGU